UUUCACGGUCGAGCUGCUCGUGAAUGACAAACUUAACAAGACGAGUGGUACAUACAAGAGUAUAUAGGGCAUUCUAACGGCAAGAGCUUCUCGAUUCACGCCCACAAUGUCGUUACAUUCGCAUGUUGUAAUAUUUAUUAUCAUCUUACUGACUGUAUCGGGUUACAGUGAAUUUAACGGACGUAGAGCUGCUGAAUAUGAAAAUUCAAUUUGUGAGCCAAAUAAAAAACAUUUAGACUUGGAAGGUUGUGGCGAAUGUAUUUGUAAAAGUCAUGGAUACGGCAGUUUAUGCGAACAAGUAACAUGUUCUAAAACCUUCAAAAGACCGAUUCACGAUCGUGAAUGUACACCAAUGGAAGAUUUUUCAACAUACUGUCACUACUGUAAAUGUUCAGCUGGUGGUAUACCAGUUGAUUGUCGUGAAAAAAGAUCUGGUUGCCUGGACGAAUUAAUGGAGCGUUUACAAAUAAAAAGAUUAGAAAGAAGAGCUAGACGUAAUAUGCGAGAAAAACAAACUAAAAUAAAAGUUCCAACCAGUCGGUCUUUUGAUUUUUAAAUCCAUGUUAAUAUAUUAAUAAUAUGUAAUUUAAAUGAAUUAAAAAAUAAAAUUUAAUUUUAAAAAUGAUUGAUUGGAAAAUAAAUCAUUGAUUAUGUAAGAACAAUGAAAACGAUAUCGAAGAUUGAAAUAUAAAAUCCAAUGUAAUUACCGAUUAAUUUUCUCUUUUAAAUCAAUAGAAUCGGGUAUCAAGGAUUUGAGUAAUUACUUUACGCAAUAAUCAUACCAAUCUAUGUAAUAAAGUAGCUGAAAAAUAAUUCAACUGUUCGAUUCAGUAUUAAGUGGUUUUCAAUAAUUGACGGGUUUUUAAAUUCCUCUACUUACACCACUUGUAUUAAUACUGAUAAAUAAAGUCUAUAAAACGUCUUAUUAAAAUGUAAAUUUAAAUAAGUUGAGAAUAAAUUUUGUUUUUUGUGAUUUUAAUGAUUUGAAGUACAAAUACAUAUUUUGCACUUCAAUUU
Messenger RNA from Microplitis mediator, 1017 nucleotides. RefSeq lists its product as uncharacterized. The record is from RefSeq and is a predicted model, not a curated record. Bases 107 to 556 code for a protein of 149 amino acids. The transcript is spliced from 4 exons. Lineage: Eukaryota; Metazoa; Arthropoda; Insecta; Hymenoptera; Braconidae.